Molecule: messenger RNA, 301 nt
Organism: Meloidogyne enterolobii
Lineage: Eukaryota; Metazoa; Nematoda; Chromadorea; Rhabditida; Meloidogynidae
Source: the annotation of a GenBank genome assembly
GAAAACAAUUGUGGAAAAAAUGACUUUUAAUUUAAAAAAUAAAGAUAAAGAAUUUGCUUCGACUGAAUUAUUUGUUGUAAAACCCCGAAUAUAUAAUGGGAAGAAUGGAGAAGUAAAAAUUUACCAUGCAAUAUGGCCUGAAAAAGAAAGAUGUGUUGCGAUUAAAUUUUUAAUUAAAAAUAGUGAUGAAACGAAAGAUGCUGUAAGAAAAGAAAUUGCUGUUCUCGAACAUUUUUAUGGCCCUGGUGAAAACAAAAAGAUUAAUGGACCUAUUCGCAUUGUAGAAUAUUUUGGACAGUAA